Cannabis sativa is the source of this 3371-nucleotide messenger RNA. RefSeq lists its product as uncharacterized. Bases 78 to 872 code for a protein of 264 amino acids. NCBI's taxonomy places the organism in Eukaryota, Viridiplantae, Streptophyta, Magnoliopsida, Rosales, Cannabaceae. The transcript has 4 exons. The record is from RefSeq and is a predicted model, not a curated record.
AUAUGUUAAUUUCAUUUUUUAGGGUAUGGGUGGUGAUGCUGUUUCUUCUAUUGUCAAGGAAGUUAUAAAGGGAAUUAAUGAGGGUGAUGACAAAUCUAAAAAAGGUGGAUCGGCUUACCAAGGAUGAUGUUGGUGGUGAAGCAAGAAAAAAUAUGGUUGAUUCAUCUGCAAUUGAUGUUGUUGUGGCUGGUGUCAUUGGGUCUCCUAACUUGUUUGAUAGUCAAGGUACAGAAGAUAGUAUUACUUUGUCAGCCAUGGAGAUCAUUAAUGAAAAAAUUGAAACCAUUGAAGGAAGCCUGAAAAAGGAAAAGAAUUUAGAAGCUAAUUCUUAUGAGUUUGCAAAGAGGGUUCCCAAUAUUGGAUCUGCAUUGAGGAGUCCAUUUACAUCUGAUUUUGGUUCUAUUGGGAGUAGUAGUAAACCAAAGGGAGAACAAUCUAAGUUGCUUGCUUUUUCUUCAGUUGCACUUGACCGUAUUGAUGAUCUUCAGUCUAAACUUUUUGAGCAGUGGUUUAAGGUCGGUUUCAAUGAUAGGAACAAGAUUAAAAAGUUUAAAGAACGUGAUAGGAAAUUGAAAGUCCCGUUGGAUUUUGCAAUUAUGAAGAUUGAUGAUAAGAUGUGGUUUUAUGAUUUGCUGACUCCUGGAAGAAAUUUGUCAUGCUCGCAUUUGGAUGUUUGUUUUUACUACUUGAGAAAGGAGAUAAAGUACAAUGAGAGUGUAAACUCUUUUGUUAAUACCACUGAUUGUUUCUUUGCUGCCCAGAUUUUUGAGAUGUAUAAUGAGUUUGUUAAGAAUGAUUGUGACAUUGAAUCUGUUAAGAAGGACAAAGAAAGCUUCUGCAUACGUAGCUGGUUUUGGUAUGUAUUGCAGUAGAAAAUGGAUUGAAUUAGAUAAUGUCUUAAUGCCUAUUAAUCUGAUUGAUUUGGCUCACUGGAUUAUGUGCAUUUUUGACAUACGUUUGAGAUGUCUUAAAGUGUGCAAUUCUAUGAGAUUUGGGAGGUACAAGAACUCAGAAAAAUUGGUUCGUGCUUUUGCUGUCAUGUUGCCUAUUUUGUUGUCACAUGUAAAUUUUUAUGAUCAAAGGAAAGAUAUUGAUAAGAGCACAGGAUUUUUUCAAGGAAAGAGUGAGACAGACCCUUUGGAAAUUGUUAUCGUUCAAGAUUUGCCUCAACAAGAGCAGUGUGACUGUGGUGUUUUUGUUAUAAAGUACGCUGAGUAUUUUAUUCAUGGAUUGAUUGACAAGAUUCCGAAGGAGUUGGACAUUCCUUUUGUUCGAAAGAAGCUGUGUGUUGAGCUCUUUGUUCAUGCUAAGAAGAAGGAAGUGAGUGGUUAUGAAUCACCUUCAGAGUAUCCUGGGAGGAUGGAAAAGGAUGGAAAGAAAAAGAAGUAGUUGUUUAAUGUAGUUGGAAACACUUUUGUUUCUUGUUGUUUUGAUACUUUUGUACGGGUUAUUAUUGACUAGUUUGGGUAGUUAUGAACGUUAAACAUAUUAACCUUCUUUUUGCUUGGUCAUUUUGUCAAACGUAUGUAUGGAUAUUGGAACUAUUUUCAGUACCUUUAAUAUGAUAUUAAUGCAGGUUGCUUUUGGAGUUAAGUUUGAAGUUUUUUUUCUUUUACUAGAUGUGUAAUAUAAUGUAAGAUUAUUAUGGAAUUUUAUCAGUUUGGUUUUUUGUUAAUGGUAGUAUGUAUUUUUUUUGUUUGUUGUAUUCUUUUUUUUGAGUUUGGUCUGAUUAAGUUGGUAUUUUUCUUUUUUCAGGGUUUGUAAACCGUUGCAUAUAUCUUCUGUUUUUUAUUUAUAUUUUUUGGAAAAGAGGUACACACUUUCAAAUCAUAGAGGUAUUUUUGUUUAUUUUUUCAAUUUAUUAUGUUUAAGAAAUUAAGUUAAAUAAUAUUGAUUACAUUUUUUUUUACUAUCAAAUUAACAACUAAAUUGUUUAUGAAAAUGUUAAUGAAGAAAAUAUUUUUAAAAUAGUUUUGUAAAUUAUAAAUCAAGAUUCAAAUUAUUGGUUUUUUCUUUUAUAUUUUUGAAAUCAUUUUAUUUACAAAAUAUAUUUGUUAUGUUUAUUUUGUUAAUUUUCGUAAAACAGUAAGCACAUUUGUGUUCAUCUUUAUUUAUUUAUAUGAAGGUAUUUAAAAUGAAAAAUCAGAAGUUCUUAGUGUUCCUUUAUUUUGUCUUAUAUUUGUAAAAAUAAGAAAUCUGAAAGACAUUUUUUUGUUGUAUAGUUUGUUUCUAAAGUAACUUUCUUCUCUUCAGUGGAUUUAGAAUUGCUUCAUUUUUGCAAGACCGUCGAUUAUGUCCUUUUUGGUUGCAUUUUCCACACUUGACUUUUGUUUUUGUGUCCAUUGCUCCUUUAUAUCUAUCUUUCUUUGGCCUCCCAGCUGGUCUUUUAUAUUUUGGUGGAUGUACUGUGAUAUUCUUCACAUCCUCUGGUAUAUUCCAUGAUGUUGCUUCACCUAAUGGAAGUAUGCUAUCCUCAUAUGUUGACAUGAAAGCUUCUUUAGUGUAGUAGUAGGAGCAGUAUUUGUAGCAAGAGAAGUUUCUUUUGGCUAGUACAGCCAUUGCAUGCGAGCAAGGCAUUUCGUCAUAGUCAAACUUCUGACACGUGCAUGUUUUGUUUUCCAGAUUUACUAUGUAGGAGCUUGUAUAAUCGUGCACUUUGUAUACAAGAAGGUUUACUGUCUCAACCUGCAUGAAGAAUUUAUUCAAUUUUUUGUUAUUAUGUUUUUUUUAGAAAUUAUAUUGUUUACUGUUAAUGAUUUUUUUUAUAUUUUUCAAACAAAGUACGAAAUUUAAUUUAAAUUAAUGUUAAGUGUACCUUGUAUUUUAAGCCCAUUUCUCUUUGUUUCUUGAGAGCCUUUUCUGGAAUAUUUGCCAAAGUAGUGUCCGUUUUCAAGGCUCUAUUUUUGUUUUCCCAAUACCAUCUUUGUACCAAAGAGUGUAGACAUUCUAGUAAGGUUGCAACUGGUAAUUCUCUUACUGAUUUGAGAGCUGCAUUCACUGACUCUGCUAUGUUUGAUGUCAUUGUUUUGUAUCUUUUAUUCAUGCUGUAUAGCCUUGUCCAUUUAUCAUAUCCAACUUCAUUGGCCAAGAAAUCUCUUAUUCUUAAGUCAAUGUUGUCCAAAUCUUGCAUGCAUUUCUCAAAUUCUUCUAUAGUGUAAGCUUUCGAAGCUCCAUCAAAUGCAUGUUUGAGCUCAUCUCCUCCUUUUUUGAAUUUCAUUUUUAGAUUUUUGAGCAAGUGAUAGCAACAUACCCCAUGCAUUAGGAGUGGGAAGUUUGACUUUGUUGCUUUGUAUAUACUCUCAUGCCUAUCCGAGAUUAUGCAUUGUCCUUCUCUUUCUCCAUAUGUUUCUUUUAUUUUUUGCAUGAACCAA